Messenger RNA from Malassezia restricta, 843 nucleotides. RefSeq names its product COP9 signalosome complex subunit 6. Gene Ontology annotation, cellular component: COP9 signalosome. The record is from RefSeq and is a predicted model, not a curated record. Gene Ontology annotation, molecular function: protein binding; metallopeptidase activity. The transcript is spliced from 2 exons. NCBI's taxonomy places the organism in Eukaryota, Fungi, Basidiomycota, Malasseziomycetes, Malasseziales, Malasseziaceae. Bases 1 to 843 code for a protein of 280 amino acids.
AUGGCCGUGCACGUCGAGCUGCACGCCUUGCCGGCGCUGAGCAUCGCUGAGCAUCGCACGCGAGCGCUAAAGUAUGCGUCCACGAGCAAUGUGGCCGGCGUACUUGUGGGCCAUGUGAUGGACGGCACCCGCUACGAGGUAGUGGAUUCGCUAGCCGCGCCCCUCCGUGACGAUGCGCAAGUCGACACGGAGGCGCUGCGGCUGGCAUGGGCUCUGCACCAGCAGGUAUGGCCUGGCAGACAAGUGGUGGGCUGGUAUGCACUCGGUACCGAGCCUGCUCCCCACCAUGCACACAUGCAUGCCACUUUCCUCCGCUGCCUCUCUCCAGACACGCCCCUUACGCUCGUCCUCUUGAGCGAGGCUGCAUGGCAUGCCUUCUCGCACAACGAUACAUGGUCACCCGCCACGGUAUCGCUACCAUCCUCUGCGACCGAGCGUAUCGUGCUGAAUGACGCCCAUCAACGAGCGCGCUUCACGGACGACGCCCCCUCUGAUGCACCCCGCACGCACCAUAUCCUUGCAUCGAUGCAGUCGGAACGCCGCGCUCUUCAAAUGCUGUGUGAUCGCCUCACCGUCGCAUGCGACUAUGUUGACGGCGUGUGCCAAGGCACCCAGCCCCACGACCCCGCCAUCCUGCGUGACUUGGCUACGGCCGUGGUAAAUCGACGUCCCGCUCCACAGACACACGACGAGACAGAUGCCCUUCGCAGCACCUAUCUCGCUACGCUACUCAACAACCUACAUACGCUCCAUGAGAUCACCGAGGUCCAUGCAUUUGCCUCGUCCACGGCCCCCGCGGCCACCAGUGGAGGUGGUCGCCUGGUCCCAGACCGUCUGCCAUAG